This is a messenger RNA of Tachyglossus aculeatus (Australian echidna), 1407 nucleotides long. RefSeq names its product aldo-keto reductase family 1 member B10 (gene AKR1B10). The record is from RefSeq and is a predicted model, not a curated record. Gene Ontology annotation, molecular function: aldose reductase (NADPH) activity. Lineage: Eukaryota; Metazoa; Chordata; Mammalia; Monotremata; Tachyglossidae. Bases 46 to 996 code for a protein of 316 amino acids. Gene Ontology annotation, cellular component: cytosol. The transcript has 10 exons.
GCCUCUCUUCAUUUCCACCAGGCCUUGGAUGAGACACAACUGACCAUGGACGCUUUCGUAGAGCUCAACACCAAGGCAAAGAUGCCCAUUUUGGGGCUGGGCACCUGGAAGUCGUCCCCUGGCCAAGUGACAGAGGCAGUGAAGGUGGCAAUUGAUACCGGCUAUCGUCACUUCGACUGCGCUUACGUCUACCAGAACGAGAAUGAAGUGGGGGACGCCAUCCAGCAGAAGAUCAAGGAGGGAGUGGUGAAGCGAGAGGACCUCUUUAUUGUCAGUAAGCUCUGGUCCACGUUCCACGAGAAGCACUUGGUGAAGGAGGCCUUCCUGAAGUCUCUCGGCAAGCUCAAACUGGAUUACCUCGACAUGUACCUCAUUCACUGGCCUAUAGGAUUUAAGGCUGGGGAGGUAUUCAUGCCUUUGGAUGAGAAAGGUGAAAUCAUUGUCAGCAACACCAACCUCUUGGACACGUGGGAGGCCAUGGAGGAGCUGGUGGACGCCGGGCUGGUGAAAGCAAUCGGAGUCUCCAACUUCAACCACGAGCAGAUCGAGAAGAUCUUGAACAAACCAGGACUGAAGUACCCGCCAGCCACUAACCAGGUGGAGUGCCACCCGUACCUCACCCAGGUCAAGCUGAUAAAUUACUGCCAGUCCAAGGGGAUUUCGGUAACAGCCUACAGCCCCUUCGGCUCCCCGGAUAGGCCAUGGGCCAAGCCAGAAGACCCUUCUCUCCUGAAUGAUUCCAAGAUUAAGGAGAUUGCAGUGAAGCACAAGAAAACCUCCGCGCAGGUCCUGAUCCGGUUUCACAUCCAGCGGAACACGAUUGUAAUCCCCAAGUCAGUCACCCCUCAGCGGAUUGUGGAGAACUUUCAGGUCUUCGACUUUGAGUUGAGUAAGGAGGAGAUGGAAACAAUCCUGAGCUUCAACAGAAACUGGAGGGCCUGUGGCAUCCCAGCAAAUGAAAAUCACAAGGACUAUCCCUUCAAAGCCGAAUAUUGAAGCUGGGGUCCUCACUGCCCUCUAGAUGAGCCUCUCGCAGAUUUCGUUGAUUCAGUCGCAGAUAAUUGUGUCUUGUAUUUGUACUUGUGCUACUGGGUUUGGGGCGUGCUUGCAGUGCAUCAGCAGAUCAAAUGGGUAAGCCGCAAACCAAUGUGGGGCCUAGGGUGUGGCUUUGUAGUAGUCUUGGCAUAGCUUUAAAUUUAAAAUAAGGCCAGGUCCUGGACUCCCCCACUGAGUCCUUCUGAACGGCUUAGUGAGAGAGAAUUCUGCAGAUCAAACCAGUUAGCCAUUAUGUCAUCGGAAGGGCAGUUUUCUUUCCUUUUGUAACUGCUGGAUUUCUGUUGCUCACAGUUAAAUUUUUUCUCAAUGGCUUCACAGUUUUCUAAUUUCUAAUAAAAUCCAUUCACAUUA